AUGUCAAGCCGGCCCGCCCGCCGCCGCUCGUCGGCGUCGGCCACGGCGGAGACCGCCGGCGCUAGGGCUGCCAAGGCAGCGUCGCUGGAAAACAAGCGGGCCGCCCUGGGAAAUCUCACCAACGUUGCCGGCGGGAGGACCGGCGGGGCCGAUGCGAAAUCGAGUUCAUCCAACUCAGUAGCCUAUGUGAAGAAGGGGAGUUCUGCUGGCCUUCCCAACGUGAAUAGGAAAGUGGCUUCUGCCACAAAACCAACUUUAGACCGGUUUGAGCGAGCAAUAUCGCACCAUGGCAAUGCCCUUCAGAAGGAGAACGUUUGUUGCCCAUCUGUGCCUACGUUGGCACCCCAUGGCAGUUGGCCCGGCCUGUCUCAUGAUUCUGUUUCUAUGGAGGACGAUAUGCUAACAUGCAAUUCAGUGGAAAGCCCUGGUCCUCUAUUCCUUGACAAUGCAGCUUCUUCAGUGGCAACUUCCUUGCGCCGUUGUGCGAAUGAUAAACUUCCUGUAUCUGACAAUAGGGAUACCACAGUAUCUAGAUGGAGAAAACAUUGUCCUACCCCAAUCGAAAAUGACGAUAUCUUUGAGAUUGAAACGCACUGCAAGGAUCCAGAAUUGUGUUCAACUCUUACUUGUGACAUUUACAAGCACUUGCGUGAAGCUGAGACCAAGAAAAGGCCUUCACCAGAUUUUCUGGAAACCACACAGAAGGAUAUUGACGCAAGCAUGAGGGCAGUACUUAUAGACUGGCUUGUGGAAGUCACAGAAGAAUAUCGUCUUGUUCCUGAAACCUUAUACCUCACAGUCAGUUAUAUUGAUCGGUAUCUUUCUAGCAAAGAGAUCAAUCGAGAUAAGCUGCAGUUACUUGGUGUCGCCUGCUUGCUUAUAGCCGCUAAGUAUGAAGAGAUAUGUCCACCCCAAGUAGAAGAGCUCUGCUAUAUUACCGACAAUACAUACAUAAAGGAUGAGGUUCUGCGAAUGGAAGCUUCUAUCCUGGGUUGCUUGAAGUUUGAGAUGACUGCACCUACAGGAAAAUGUUUUUUGAGGAGAUUUCUGCAUGCUGCUCAAGUAUGUCAUGAGGGCCCAGCUUUGCAUCUUGAGUUCCUAGCUAGCUACAUUACUGAGUUGUCACUUCUGGAGUACAGCUUACUUUGCCAUGUACCUUCACUGAUAGCUGCCUCUUCAAUUUUCUUGGCGAAUUUUAUCCUUAAGCCAACAAAGAAUCCUUGGCAGAAUACCACUCUUUCCUAUCACACACAAUACAAACCAUCCACAUUACGCGAUUGUGUAAAGGUACUACACCGGCUUUUCUGUUUUGGCCUUGGAAGCAACCUCCCUGCAAUUAGAGAAAAGUACAGCCAACACAAGUACAAAUUUGUAGCGAAGAAGUACUGCCCGCCGUCGAUUCCAGCCGACUUCUUCCAAGAUGCUAGCAGUUAG
Molecule: messenger RNA, 1434 nt
Organism: Triticum turgidum subsp. durum (durum wheat)
Lineage: Eukaryota; Viridiplantae; Streptophyta; Magnoliopsida; Poales; Poaceae
Source: the annotation of a GenBank genome assembly